CCACUCCACAGGCCCAUUUCUGAAAGCCAUAACUUGCGACGUUCAUCCAUCAUGGAAACAAUAUAUUGAGGCUUGCGUUGAUGAUCAAGUCUUGAAUGAGGGCUCUAGAAUGCCGAAUCUCCCCAACGAAGUGUGGGUGCAAAUAUUUGGGUAUUUCGAAUACCCAUUCGAAGCCAAAAGUGAUCAACCCGCCCACGAACCUCGAACCGUCCAUGAGCCAUGGAGAGAAGGCCUCAGAGUGUUGGCACGGUGCUGCAGAGUCUCUGCCAGAUUUCUGGGACUCGCGCGACCAGUUCUAUACCGACGCUUGCCCUUGGAAGAAGAGGAAAUCCGCCUAUCCAGCCUCCUGCGCACGCUUGCGGAGCGUCCGCUGCUUGCACAAUAUGUCGAAUGUAUUAUGCAAGACAAUCGUCACGGUCUUUCGCUGAAAGCUUUCCGCUCUCUCGUCGGGCAAUACUACGACACCCCGCCCAAUCUCAGCAGAAGCCAACGCCAUAAUAAGAGAAUCCGAUACACGGGGCCACCACCGAGCCUAUCGAGCCUCGAAGGCUUCGAAGCGGAGGUCAGAUGCCCAUCUUAUUCUUCGCGACGACAAGGCGGGUCGGAAAUGUGGCAUGCCCAUUGCGCCGGUCUCAUGCCAAACCUGAAGGUGUUUAACUGCUUGAUCACGGCCAAGGACAAAUUCAUCCCUGCCAUGAUUCGACAAGCAGCUGACAUCGGGGCGGUGAGAGCCGUCGAGGACGCUAAAGACCCGCACAAGGAAUCCCAGGAGACCGGUCUGGCACGAAUAUACCAGCAAGACUCGGGUCCGACAUUAGGUGUGCCGCUUCCGCUGGCAAAGCUUGAAGAGCUCGCCGUUAGCCAUCACCGCCCUACUAGAAUGCCGACUGCAGCGGUGUCCUUGGAGAAAUUCCAGGAUUUAUUUUUUCUGCCCCGUUUGAUAAGAUUCUAUGGCCACGGCGUCACCCUGAACAAUACCCCGGCGAAGGAUGACCAGACCUCUGAGCAGCAGCGUCCUCGUCGAGUGAGUUCUCUGGCGUAUGUUCACCUCAGAUCGUCUUUCGCGGACGCCCAGAGCAUCUGCAAUCUCCCUGCGUACGUGUCCCUCCUUACGGACGCUUAAAAUAUCGUGGGGACAACACGCGAUUGGCGACAGCUACCUCGACUUUGAUGAGAUCGGUAGAGCGUUGCGUGAGCACGGGGCCUCCCUCGAGGCUCUAGAUCUUUACCCCAACGCGUGUCACUCGUACCAAUCUAAUAAUUGGAGAGGAAAAAUUGGCAGUCUACGACCCCUGCAGCUUCUCACUUACCUGGCGAUGAGUGGAAAUAUACUACUCGGGAAAGAAAGGAACGAGCACGAGG
Molecule: messenger RNA, 1362 nt
Organism: Colletotrichum godetiae
Lineage: Eukaryota; Fungi; Ascomycota; Sordariomycetes; Glomerellales; Glomerellaceae
Exons: 1
Coding region: 110-1123 (337 amino acids)
Source: RefSeq, a predicted model, not a curated record